Messenger RNA from Scleropages formosus (Asian bonytongue), 2724 nucleotides. It is a transcript of the gene oclna, whose product is annotated as occludin a. NCBI's taxonomy places the organism in Eukaryota, Metazoa, Chordata, Actinopteri, Osteoglossiformes, Osteoglossidae. Gene Ontology annotation, biological process: bicellular tight junction assembly. The coding region runs from base 530 to 2011 and encodes 493 amino acids. The record is from RefSeq and is a predicted model, not a curated record. The transcript is spliced from 9 exons. Gene Ontology annotation, cellular component: cytoplasmic vesicle; bicellular tight junction; apical plasma membrane.
CUUACGUCACCCGCAUUCCCCGAGCCACACCCUGCGAUAAAGAAAAGAACAGAACACAAUCGUAGCGACAAGUUAUUUACAAUUAAGUAAGAAAUAAUAGCGCAGGCAACUGCGGUAUGAACCACAUGGAGACACAAAUGCUUUUCGAUGAGCAAACUUGUUCAGCGCGACCUCGCUUCUGAAGGCUGCAGGAAUCAAUCAAUCAUGUCCGCAACCCGCGAACAUCUCGUCUCGGUGCGGAGGAGGAACGCGGCCGAAAAACAGUGAAUAUCGCGCAGUUUCCGAUGCUGAGGGGGGGAGGGGGGUGUCGUGAGGCAGCGCACAAAAAUGUCAACAGAAACUGGGCGGCUGUGCCGGUGGGCGGAGCUUGUGGGCGGGGCCGGGGGCGGGGCUUACGAAAAGCUCUCGCUCUCAUUAGCAUACAGGUCGGAGUCGUUUGCGGAGCUGCUGUCAUUUCCUCGACAGGUUGGACUGCGGCUGAACAUCAGUCGAAUUUGGAGAAUAUCGAAGUUCCAUUGUGCGUUUACUAAUGUCUUCAAGACCAAAGGACAGUCCGCCCCCUUAUAACCAUGACAAUGAGUACUAUGGCCCGCCAGAGAUAUAUGACGGAGAGCCCCCGCAGCCGGCCUACUCCUACUACCCCGAUGAUGAGUUUCAGCACUUCUACCGCUGGAGUUCUCCGCCGGGCAUCAUUAAGAUAGUCUCUGUCAUCAUCGUCAUUCUUUGCGUGGCCAUCUUUGCUUGUGUGGCAUCCACCUUGGCCUGGGAUACUGACAUGGGUCUCAUGGGUUUUGGGGGGCUUGGGACAGGGUACGGGGGCGCCUCGUAUGGCAGCGGGUACAGCAGCUUCGGGGGUGCAGCCUACGGGCCAGGGAACGCCUAUGGGUACGGCACACUUGGAGGCAACUACAUUGACCCCAGGAAAGGCAAAGGCUUUAUUAUCGCCAUGGGAGGCAUUUGCUUCAUUGCCAUGCUUGUGAUCUUCAUCCUUAUUGUGUCUCGGCAGAACACGGCCAAGACACGGAAGUUCUAUCUGGCAGUCAUCAUUAUCUGUGCUAUCUUGGCCUUCUUCAUGUUCAUAGCCACCAUAGUCUACCUGAUGGCCGUCAAUCCCAUGGCCCAGUCAUCGGGUUCCGUUUUCCAAAACCAGAUCGUUGGCUUGUGUGCACAGUAUCAGAACCCUCAGCCCUCGAGCAUGUUGGUCAACCAGUAUCUCUACCACUACUGUGUGGUGGAGCCACAGGAGGCCAUUGCCAUUGUGUUUGGCUUCUUGGUAACAGCUGGGCUCAUCAUCAUCCUCGUCUUCGCAUUGAAGACCCGUCAGAAGAUCGAGCGGAACGGGAAGGAGCAGAUCCUGUGGUCUAAGGUGAAAGUGAUGGAUGAAGUGGAGGCUCCACAGGAUGUCGAGGAGUGGGUGAACAACGUCUCUGCUGCCCCAGGGCUGCAGCUCAACGAAUACCCCGAGAAGUUCGGAGGCUCCAGGAGCCACUUGGAUGACGUUGACAUGCGGCACUUUUACAGCCCGGAAGCGCCGGAGACGGACGCGCCCCCGCGCGGCGCGGCUCCCGACAGCAGCGGCUCCGAGAUCGCGAGCUCCGUGGCCAAACCCCCGAAGAGGCGCCCGGCCAGACCCCCGCGCGUCGGUGGCUACGAGACGGCGGAGUCCGGCGACGAGCUCGAGGAAGACGACUUCGAGAACGAGUUCCCCCCCAUCCGGGACGAAGAGGAGAGGCAGGACUACAAGCGGGAGUUUGACAGGGAGCACCACGAGUACAAGUCCCUGCAGGCGGAGAUGGACGAGGUGAACGGGAAGCUCUCGGAGUUGGACCGUCGGCUCGACGACCUGGAGGAAGACUCUCCGGAGUUCCUGGACGCCGUGGACGAGUACAACAGGCUCAAGGACGUCAAGAGGUCGGCCGACUACCAGAGUAAGAAGCGGAGAUGUAAAUACCUGAAAGCCAAGCUCUCCCACAUUAAGAAGAUGGUCGGCAACUUUGACCGCAGGGCGUGACCUGUGACCCCUGACGUGAGCCGGAUGACCGUUGACCACCUGAGUGAGUUUAAGUUGGGAAAGCAGCUCUUUGGAAGCCGGGGAUGAAUGUGCCUGGUAAAGGGAGGUUCUUUGCAGAGUUAUUUUUGUACGCUUUAUCUAACGAAGGUCUUGCUUUUUAAUAUUGAAAGAUACGUUAUGUGUGUAUUCUUGCAUAUUGUCUGUUCGAUACGUCUGAAGCGGGUUGCCGAGAGUCCCGUGGCCCCCGUGCGUGCUGAAGCUGAAGCUGAAGCGUGCAGUGGCACUUGAGCAUCUCUGUGAAUGAACCGGCGAACAAAUUGAACCUCCGCCUUUGCGUGCCUAGGAAUGCGGACGGUUUGUCCGUAACUGGUGCGCGUUUUAGUUUUACCGGCGUCUGCCGUGAACGUUCCGUAGAAUUCUCUAAAUUUCAGUUCCUGCUAUAACAUUUCUCUUGGAUUUUUAAGCAGUUAGUAUUGAUAAAAACACAAGUUGGCAAAUAAACCAAUUUGGUUUCUUUAGCAUUUGAGCGUUUGCCCUUGAUUGACCCGAUCUCUAGUAUCUCGAUGUUUUUACCGCUGAGACGACGAGCCCAGCUUGUUCACGCGUCGGUUCCUUGUUAAGUGUCUGGUGUAAUGUAAUAAACAGAUGUAUUGGCCACGAAAACCCUUUUUUUGUCUCCGCUGGUAGAAAUAAACUGUGCCUUUCAAGCAGUG